This is a messenger RNA of Merops nubicus (carmine bee-eater), 669 nucleotides long. It is a transcript of the gene METTL9, whose product is annotated as methyltransferase like 9. NCBI's taxonomy places the organism in Eukaryota, Metazoa, Chordata, Aves, Coraciiformes, Meropidae. The record is from RefSeq and is a predicted model, not a curated record. The transcript is spliced from 4 exons. Gene Ontology annotation, molecular function: protein-L-histidine N-pros-methyltransferase activity. Bases 1 to 669 code for a protein of 222 amino acids.
AUGCUGGAAGUCGGCUUCAUAGAUGAAAUUGUUUCAAAAGACUUGUGGGCCUCCUUGUUGGUACUAUGGUACAUCUGCAACACAGAACAGUUGUCUGAAUCCCUUCAGCCUGUUUUUGUCCAGAGUUACCUUGACCAAGGAACACAGCUCUUCUUAAACAACAGCAUUGAGAAAUCAGGCUGGCUGUUUAUCCAGCUCUAUCACUCUUUUGUCUCCUCGAUUUUUAGCCUCUUUAUGUCUAGAACAUCUAUCAAUGGGCUGCUGGGAAGGGGCUCAAUGUUUGUAUUUUCCCCAGAACAAUUUCAAAGACUGCUUAAAAUAAAUCCAGAAUGGAAAUCCCACAGACUUCUCGAUUUAGGGGCUGGGGAUGGAGAAGUCACUAAAGUCAUGAGUCCUCACUUUGAAGAAACCUAUGCCACUGAACUGUCUGAAACUAUGAUAUGGCAGCUUCAGAAGAAGAAAUACAGGGUGCUUGGUAUAAAUGAAUGGCAAAACACAGGAUUUCAGUACGAUGUUAUCAGCUGUUUGAAUUUGCUGGAUCGCUGUGAUCAACCACUGACUGUGUUAAAAGAUAUUAGAAGUGUACUGGAGCCAACUAGAGGCAGAGUCAUUCUAGCAUUAGUUCUGCCAUUUCACCCAUAUGUGGAAAAUGGUAAGUACAAAGAUUAA